GCAUUGGACAGCUUAUUCGAUCAGCAUAGAUGUUUUCCUUCAUAAAGGCUUUUGUAAUUGUUUCAAAAUUUCAACUCGGUCAUGGCACUAAAUUUCAAAACGUUUCGUCUGUUGUCCGCAGACAGCUUUAGAUCCGCUUGCAACUACUUACAAAGGCUGCGUUACUUUUCCAGUAGGAAGCUGCCACCCUCCCAAAGCAAUGAUCCGCAUUGCCACCCCGUAGACGACAAUUGUGAGUCAGCACGCAAUGCUUUCAAGUACGUGCUGCCCUUCAACAAGAACAUGAAGGAUAUUAAGAGGCAGAAGCAGGAGAACCUACUAGAGAUGCCAUGCUGUGUUCUGCGAUCUGCGGCCACGGAGCCCUGUUCGUCUAGCUCUAGGAAGCGCAAGCGAGAAGAGAAGAAGCCGCCACAUAAAUCCAUGUGGGAGCCACCCUUUCGUCCAUAUGAGGCAUACUGCAAGGACAUGUUGCCCCGCUUUGAUGCAAUAUACUACAAGCCGUCGAACAAGUCUAAAUUAUAUCAGCGUACGUGGCUUGAAUGUCCGCCAGUGAGGGAACGCUUUAAGAAGGUUUGCUGCCUGGAUGGCAUUCAGCCACCGGAGGUGGAGAAGCGUGUCAAAGUGAAGUGUCCUUCGGUAGCCUGCAGGUUCGACUACUCGCGCAUGCGUCACAUCUAUUACAACAGGGAUAUUGACCCGACAGCAAAAUGCAGCAAGAUUCAAUUGCCUUGCUGCAAGGCAGUGCGCGGCACCAGCGACUGUCGUCGCACAAGAAAAAAGGAGAUCUGCAGAAGGUUGCGGCCUCCCCUUCCAUGUUAUUCAGAUCUACAUAGGCACGACAAACCGCGAAGCCGUUUCGAAUGCCCCGUACGAAAAAUUUCAAUUUGCGAAGCCUUCCAUCUACAACGAAGACGCAAAGUGUUUGGCAUCAAGGAUUCCUACUGCUAGUAUAGCUACGGCCUAGAUUAAUGUAUGAUUUCUGACCGCACGGUCCAUCAUCGUCAAUCUGCACCAGAGCUGUUAACUGGCUAGUGCAGGAGUCGUCAAAGCCUUACAGCCGGACAGACCUGAUCUUGACCUUGAUGAUAUCAUGGUACAAAUCAAGAAUUGCAACAGUCAAUAUUUAUUUAUUCCUUUCUGAAUGUCGAUUUUAAUAAAAAUUAAGAAGACAAUCUAAAAUCAGUUUCGUGUAUAUUGAUGACAUAUUUUAAGGCUCUGUGAUAAUAAUUUUAGCUGAAAAAUAACCAGUUCCAUCCUCCAGUCUCUGCAGUGCACGUAGAAGCGCAUACCGCAUUAUUUGCCUCGAAUGCUUAUCAUCCAUUGUGGUGUCAAUGACGGUUCUCCCUAAACUGUCACUGCUUAUGUUUAUCUGUGUUUUGCUG
Molecule: messenger RNA, 1382 nt
Organism: Drosophila hydei
Lineage: Eukaryota; Metazoa; Arthropoda; Insecta; Diptera; Drosophilidae
Exons: 1
Coding region: 82-948 (288 amino acids)
Source: RefSeq, a predicted model, not a curated record